GGUGAAGAGCUGGUCAACAUUGAGCAGGAUUCUCUAAGGAAAGAAGAAGAAGAAGACAUGGAGGAUGACCAGGACACACAUCAGAAAGGGUAUUUGGAAAGGAAGUACGAUACAGUUUAUGAUUUUUAUAAAAAACACAAAACCACUAUUCGAUACAUCAUUUGGGGCAUUUUACUGGCAGGUUACCUGGCUUUGGUGAUUGCAGCCUGUGUGCUGAAUUUUCACAGAGCGCUUCCUCUUUUUGGGAUCACCGUGGCUGCCAUCUUCUUCAUUGUCUGGGAUCACUUGAUGGCCAAAUAUGAACAUCGAAUUGAUGAGAUCAUAUCCCCAGGCAAAAUGCUGCUGAACAGCCACUGGUUCUGGCUGAAGUGGGUGAUUUGGAGUUUAUUGAUCCUAUCGAUCAUCUUCUGGCUGAUCUUCGACACCGCCAAAUUGGGCCAACAGCAGCUGGUGUCCUUUGGUGGACUCAUAAUGUACAUUAUCCUGUUGUUUAUAUUUUCCAAGUACCCAACCAGAGUUUACUGGAGACUUGUCUUUUGGGGAAUUGGGUUACAAUUUCUUCUUGGACUGUUAAUUCUAAGGACUAAUCCUGGAUUUAUUGCUUUCAAUUGGUUGGGCACACAAGUUCAGAUUUUUCUGGGUUACACUGAUGCUGGUGCUAAAUUUGUCUUUGGUGAAAAAUACACAGACCACUUCUUUGCAUUUAAGGUCUUGCCAAUUGUGAUUUUCUUCAGCACUGUGAUGUCCAUGUUAUACUACAUGGGAUUGAUGCAGUGGAUCAUCAGAAAGGUCGGAUGGAUAAUGCUUGUUACUAUGGGCUCAUCUCCUAUUGAGUCUCUAGUUGCUGCUGGCAAUAUAUUUGUUGGACAAACAGAGUCUCCAUUGCUGGUCCGACCAUAUUUACCAUAUAUCACCAAGUCAGAACUCCAUGCCAUCAUGACUGCUGGCUUCGCUACAAUUGCUGGAAGCGUCUUGGGUGCAUACAUUUCUUUUGGAGUUUCAUCCACCCACUUAUUAACAGCAUCAGUUAUGUCAGCACCUGCAUCAUUGGCUGUUGCUAAACUCUUUUGGCCUGAGACAGAAAAACCUAAAGUAACCCUCAAGAAUGCCAUGAAAAUGGAAAAUGGUGAUUCAAGGAAUCUCCUAGAAGCUGCAACACAGGGAGCAUCCUCAUCUAUCCCUCUGGUGGCAAACAUCACUGUGAAUCUGAUUGCCUUCUUGGCCCUGUUAUCUUUUGUGAAUUCAGCCCUGUCCUGGUUUGGAAACAUGUUUGAUUACCCACAGCUGAGUUUCGAGCUAAUAUGCUCCUACAUCUUCAUGCCCUUUUCCUUCAUGAUGGGAGUAGACUGGCAAGACAGCUUUAUGGUUGGCAGACUCAUAGGUUAUAAGACAUUCUUCAAUGAAUUUGUGGCUUAUGAGCAACUCUCACAAUUGAUCAAUUUGAGGAAACAGGCUGGACCUAAAUUUGUGAAUGGCACUCAGCAAUAUAUGUCAAUUCGUUCUGAGACAAUUGCCACUUAUGCCCUCUGUGGGUUUGCCAACAUUGGUUCCCUAGGAAUAGUGAUCGGUGGACUCACCUCUCUAGCUCCUAGCAGAAAGCGGGACGUCGUCGCUGGAGCAGUAAGAUCUCUGAUCUCAGGGACCGUUGCUUGCUUCAUGACAGCCUGUGUCGCAGGCAUACUCUCUGGCACCCCCGAGGACAUCAACUGCCAUCACGUUUUAGAGAAUGCCUUCAGCUCCAGUUUACCUGGCAAUGCAACCACAGUGGUGUCUUGUUGCCAAAGUCUGUUGAGCAGCAUUACUGUCAAGGAGCCUGGUGAGGUCAUCCCAGGAGGAAACUACAACCUGUACUUUGUGAAGGGCUGCUGCAAAUUGUUGAAUCCACCAACACUGAACUGCAGUUGGAUCCCUGACACAUUUUGAAUUCCACCACUUCCCCAUUGGAACUCUGAGUGAAGAUGUUGAGCUAUUGUCUACGGAUUAAUAAAUUUAAUCAUGGAAUCAAGUUUAAUUGCAAGGAAAGAAGAAAAAUUAAGAGUGAACCUUCCAGAGCUAUAACAUCUCCCUACUUCCCUUCCUUCCCCAACACACCUUCUCCACACUGUGACCUACUAUGAUGUCUCCAACUGAGGUAUCAUCUCCACUCUCAACAGUGUCUUCUAACCUUACAUUUUUAAGGCAUUUCAUGACAAUACAGGUUUAAACAGUAGCUCUCAACAACACGGCUGUGACUCAGCCAUAUCUUCUUAGAUUAAAUGGCCCCAGAGUGACUUGUUUUAAACACAUCUCAGGUGACAUCACUCUGCAUUCACCCUAACUUCCCUGAAAUAAUUUGAACUUGAAUUUCACCCAAAAGGAAGGCUGAUCAGCAAACACCUACUGAUUGGCUACCAUCCAGAGGUCCUACCUAAAUCCAAAGUUCUUCAGAAAAGCAUGUAGACCAUACCAGAAUAAGGAUUUAAAUUCUGUAAUCUUGGAGAGUUGUAUCAAUCAGUUUAAGUUAAGUUAUACUGCAGUAACAAACAAUCACAAAAAGUUGUAGCUAAAUUUAUCUUUCACUCAUAUUAUGUUUGUAAUGGUCAACUUUGGCUUAAUCUAUAUUUUCUUAAUUUCCAGGAUGCAGGCUAAAGAAGCAGCCUUUGUGUGAGGCAUGCUGGUAUUAGAGAGGGAAAAGAAAGGUAGGGAUAACAUGAUGGUUCUUAAAAUUUCUGCUAGUGGAAGUGACACCAUUCAUUUGCCCUAUAUUCUAUUACCCAGAAGAUUUCCUAUGGGAAAUAUAAUGUCUGUGACCAUAGAGGAAUUAUCCUAUCAAAGAGAAGGAUGGUAAGUAUUUUACAAGAAUAAUAUGAUACUACAGAGUACAUGAUAUCUAUUCUUCCUUCAAGGAGUCAACUUGUUACAGGACAUAAUGGUAGGUCUAUUCAUGUGCAAAUUUAGUAAUAUUCCUGGUGACAAGACUGGAAAGCAAUCUUCAUUCAAAAAAAGCCAUAUAAGGACUAAUCAAGAAGAAAAAUAAGUUCUUGUUCAGAUCUAAACAACUUCAUUCAUAUUUCCAUUGACCAGAGAGAUGUCAACAUCGAACUUGCUAACUGGGUCUCAGAAAAUGUCAGAGAUGAUGGUGCUUUCCUUUAAUGACAUGCUCAUCACUGAUGCUCUUAAUAUUCCAAAGAACACAUUGUGUGAGAAAACACCAAUGCCUCUGAGUCAAAAAGUGACUCACAGAGAAGAGACUCUGAAUGUGACAAAGUUCUGAUACCUUAAGCAAUUUGUUUCUUUUUUUUUUUUUUUUCAUCUGUUCAUGCACAGGAGUUAUUAUUUUUUUAAAAGAUCAUGAGUAAACAGUUGUGUUGUUUUGCUGUUCUUUUGGUUUUGGUUUGUUAGACGUGAAGGAGUGAUCUCAAAGGACUCUUUAUCCUUGAAGUAAAUAUACCAAAAUAUUUCUAAUUUUUUAUUUGAAUUCAUUUUUCUUGGGAUCCAAUAUGCCCUUUCAUUCUUUACACUUUAUUUUAGAAAAAUAUAUUUGCAUGUCUUUUUGGUUUCAGGCUUCAUUAUAGCAUAGGACAAUAUGUCAAAACUGCCAAUAAUUCACAUUUUGGUUCUCCUUUCUCAGUUAUGGCUAUGUAAUGACAAAGGAUCGAGUUUAAAAAUUCAUUGGCUAUUAGAGAGCCUCAGGAAUGAAAUGGAAUAGAAGAAUCCAAAGAGUUAAAAAGAAUUAGAAAAUCUUUUGUCAUUACUAUUCUUUAAAUAUUUGUAACUCUCCUCUAAGCUUGUUUUUUUUUACAUAAUUGCUACUCUGCUUAUUAUUAAGUUUGUCUUUUCAAAUUGUAAAGUUAGUCAUCUUUAAUAAAAAAUGAAGAUUGUAUAAACAUAGCUAAACAUAUUUCUCCCCACCCUGUUUACCUGGCUCUCUUACCAGUACCACACCCCCAGGCUGUCACUGUUAAUUGAGUAGCUCACACACCUUUCUCCUUGCUUAUACAAAUGGUUUAUUAGAAUGCGGGGGAUUUAUUGUUGGUGAACAAAUGGAAUGAGUCUAUUUACACAUUACUUUAACUUCCUUCUUUUUAGUUGGCAAUAAACAUGGACAUUCCUGCAAAUUAUUUAUAAUUCUAACUUUAUCCUUCCCUUCUCCCUAGGGUGUCCAGAUUUUUAAUCCAUGCAAAUUUUUCCAUAUACUUUAAAUCUAUAUUUUUUAUGAUGUCCAAUGUAAUGUAAGUGCUGUGUGAACAGCUGUUGUGAUGUACUGAUUAGGGAAUAGUGACAAGGAAAUUCUAUACAUGUUCCAUACAGAAUAUUUUUAAUCCGCAGUUGAUUAUAUCUAAGGAUACAGAACCCAAAGAUACACACAUCCUAUUGGUUCUGUGUCUCUGGAGAAUCCUGACAAAUGCAUACACCUCAUAUGGUAUAAAUUAAGUGUAAUUAUGUUGUAAACCACUUAUUUAGAACAAUGCCUUGUGUGUAUAAAUUAUUGCCAAUAUGAAAGAGCAGUUAUCAUCUGAACUUGCCUGAUCAGGAAUCCACCCAGCAGAGGUGAUUAAUCAGCAAUAAUCAGAAGAACAGUAAUCAUAAAUCCACACUCAUGUUAAGAAAAACUCUUCACUACUCCUGUGGAAGGCCAAGUGGUAGCUGCUUCAUGUUCUGUUGCAUGUGAAACAUUUCCCAAUAAGCUGGCCUAACCCCCCGACUCCUGUGAAGGGAAUUAUCACAAAUAAUCCACAAGAAAAUUGCAAGUAAUUUUUAGCCCUGUACGGUUAGUAGUUAGCCUGCAGAAAUUAAUUCAUUGCUUUGGCUUUUGGCCCAGUAGAAAAGCAAACCCCAAUGCCAACAUGGUUUUCCUGCAUGGUAGCAAGUUAAAGUCCCAUAUCUAACCAGACAAUCCAAAGGGACACCAUGCCCCAAAGGACAACACGGAUCCCUUGCCUUCAAACGCUCUCUGAACCUGCGCUUUUGUCUCCCUGCUGCUUCUCUCAUUAAAGAACUAAAUCAAAGCCUGACACCUGGUUACUAUCUAUUUGUAGGAGAGUUAUAGUGCUAACACUCCUGAGGGAGCCAUGCUGAGAACUUCAGAUGCCAGCUUCUUAAUCUGCAGCGGGAGAUUCAUGAUGCACAUUCUAAAUGUUUGAAAUCAUGAGUUCUGUAUGAGAGACGGCUGCCUCAGAAAUGUGGUUGACACACAUUUACCCACCAUUUUUGGUAUCAUUGGCUUCUUAAGGAGAUCUUUUUCCUUUAAUCAUCCUUCUCAUGAAAUUCCAAUAUUGUAAUAUCUGCUUAUAAACUGUGCCUCUGGAGGGCCACACACUACGGUUACAGCUAAUAUUUUUCCAUACCCCCUUGAAGACCCCAUGUAUUAAGACUUUUUUUUAAGUGAUAAAAACCUAAUAGAUACAAAGGAUGUCAAAUAUAUCAUAAUAACCUGAAAUAAUAUUGGUGUCCCCAUGUUUUCUUGACAGAAUAAUAUCAUCCCCAAGGGGACCCUUUAAGCUCUACCCUAUCUCCAUUUGACCUUGGGAAAGUUACUUCCUCUCAUAAAGCUGUUGUGGGGUGCAUAAGAGGUAGAAACCCUUCAAAUCAGGAUGUCUUGAGGCUCUUUUUCUAUAUUAAUUUUUUGCCUUUGUAAAUAAAAAGUAUUGCUAACUAUAAA
Messenger RNA from Marmota monax (woodchuck), 5641 nucleotides. Its product is annotated as solute carrier family 28 member 3. Gene Ontology annotation, molecular function: pyrimidine- and adenosine-specific:sodium symporter activity; purine-specific nucleoside:sodium symporter activity. NCBI's taxonomy places the organism in Eukaryota, Metazoa, Chordata, Mammalia, Rodentia, Sciuridae. Gene Ontology annotation, biological process: purine nucleoside transmembrane transport; pyrimidine nucleoside transport. Gene Ontology annotation, cellular component: membrane. The record is from RefSeq and is a predicted model, not a curated record.